Messenger RNA from Bursaphelenchus xylophilus (pine wood nematode), 2123 nucleotides. NCBI's taxonomy places the organism in Eukaryota, Metazoa, Nematoda, Chromadorea, Rhabditida, Aphelenchoididae. The record is from the annotation of a GenBank genome assembly.
AUGUUUUUCACAACUUAUCUUCUUUUUAUCUUAUCCAUUAGCUUUGUUAAUGCUUUGGUUAAUAUUAAGCCUGAUGGAGUGUAUUUCCGAGCUCCCCAUCGUAAACACAUCAAGGUGAGAAGAGGAUAUAUGAUGGGUAAAAUACAGGGUUAAUUAUAGAUGCCAUACAGCUGUCAUGACCCUGAAUUCUGCAUGCAUCCAACGGACAAUUCAACGGCGUUGGAUGAGAUGGAAUGGCCAGCCCGGAUAAAGGAUUAUGUCCAUUGCAUGGAUUUGUUGUGUCAAUGUGGCGCUUUUAAUGGUAGGGUUUUUUCUUGUGGUUCUAUGAACUUUGUUCAAGUUCUUGGGAGGUCUUUAUUCUUGAGUCAUCAUUUCAUUUGUAAUGCUAAAAUUUCAACAAGUUCUUUUAUUAUAUUCCCAGUCUUCCCCCAAUUCUCAUCAUUUUCUUUCUUCCAGGAACAGUAAAAGACUUUAAAUGCAUUUUACCCAACGGCAAAGUUCUCCACAAAGCGCUGCGAAAAGAAUUCCGUCAGCUCACCUUAGAAGAACGUCUUACCUACGUCGUAAGUCAUCUAUUCCUCCAAUUCAGCCGAUUUCCAGGAGAUUCUCAAUCAACUUCAUCGAGAGGGAACUCUGAAUUAUAUUGGGCUUCUUCACAAGACAGCUGGUGUUCAUUCUGGUCCCGCUUUCUUUCCAUGGCACCGGGAGUUCUUCAAACGGACUGAAUUGUUGAUCAGAACGUAUAAUCCAGAGGCAGCUAUCCCUUAUUGGGACAGUACUUUGGACAAUUACUUGCCUCAGCCUUAUAAUUCGACACUGUUCACGUUUGAGUUGCUUGGAGAACCCGGAAUUCGGGGAUAUGUUUAUGAUACGGUGUUUACAAAUUGGACUACCAUGGAUGUAAGUCAUAGUAUUAAUGGAGAUCUUUUUAAUGUAUCUAUAAGAUUUUUACAUCGUAAAAUCCACUUCAAAGCAUAGAAUAAUAUUUUAGGGCAGACCCACUUGGUAUCGAUCAUUUGGCCGAGAACCCGAUGGAGAACUAAUCAACAACAACCGAAUAGAUUAUGUAAUGAACCAGACUGAUAUUCAUUAUGUCCUCGCCUACAGUUUGCCUUUAAUUGUAAGCGUUUUCCAUCCAUAUUAUCCGCGUUUUUCUUAUCGAUGGAGGUUUAUUGAUGAUGAUCUCAGGGCUGUAAAAACUACACGUUGGACGAGCGAUUUUUGGAGUACUCGCACGAUUACGUUCACUACUUUAUCAGCGGCGAUAUGCAAGAUAGGAUUACCUCUAGCAACGACCCCAUCUUUUUCUUACACCACUCUUUUGUCGACUCGAUUUGGGAGGCCUGGAGACAAAAAAAGCAGGUAAAUCAGGCUCAGUUCUUUGAAUUUUUUGAAACUAUUGUCAGAUUUUGGUGGAUAUGCCUUAUUUUAGACCAAAGAGCAACGAGAGAAUGACUGGCCGACCGAUGAUCUCGAAUGUGCUCCUGCUUGGCACUUCAAGGAAGCCGAAAUGCCUCUGUUAAAACCGUUCAAGAAUAAGGAUGCCUUGUCAAGUAAAUACACGGAAAAUCUGUUUGAAUAUGCUCCGAGACCUUCUUGUUUAUCAAAGACUGAGGAAUGCGGAUCAAUGUGAGUCUUUAGCUUGUAUUUAGUUAAUCUACAGCUCGCUUCUUGACAAGUCAUCUUAUUUUUGCCCAUUUCUUUUCAGUUAUCUCUUCUGCGAUCCCAUCACAACUCCCUCUGAUCCUCAUUGUGUAGCCAAGGUCAAGCUGCAAGGAAAUUGCACCGGUUUUGAGUGGUCAUCAGACGUCUGUCUUCAUGGAAAAUGUAUAGAAGGGAUAUGUAAACCAAUUGUCGAUAAUAUCGGGGAUGUAAUUCCCAAUCCAUUCCCAAAGCCACCAGAGUUCUUGGUUUCGGCAAAGGAAGAAAUAAGAGGAAAGAAAAUAGAAGUAAAAGAGGAAAAGAAAAAAGAAAAAGAAGAAAAUAAUGCAGUGAAAGAAGAAAACAGCGAAACAAAAGAGUUGAAAGAAGAAGAAAAAAGCCAAAAGUCAAGCAAUGAAGAGCUCAAAAUAGUCCGGCCAAAACAGAAAAAGAUUGUGACCAAGACGUCUAGGUUUAUGUAA